AUGAAGACGUACGCCACCCUCGCUGCUUCCGCGCUCAUCGUGGCCGCCACCAUGAACUCGGCCACGGCCAUGAAGUCGUACCUCGAGGACCUCCCAAACGGCAGCCUGUUCACGCAGGAGCUGGGCCACCCGGGCAUGGACAGCUCCAAGUUCACCGAGUUCGCGACGGCGUUCGGCGCCGUGGACCACACGUGGUCGGCUGACUUCUGCGGUAAGACGUUCCCCGGUGCGUCCAUGACGAACGGUGAGGCCUUCGGCGACCCGUGCUGCACGUGGACGAAGGGCGGCAAGCCCGACUUCACGGUGUCGCCUUUCACGACGAAGCCUACCAAGGCCACGACGUGCGCUUCCGGCGGCAAGACGGGUGCCGGAGGUUCUGCCGCUGCUCCUUCGGCCGCUGGUUCUAGCGCGGAGACGCCUUCGACCGGUUCUAGCGCUGAGACUCCUUCGACUGGAUUAAGCGCAGAGACCCCUUCGACUGAGCAGGGAUCGGGUGCCGAGACCCCCUCGACUGAGGAGAGCUCGGGUGCUGAGACGCCAUCGACUGAACAGGGAUCAGGGGCCGAGACGCCUUCCACCGAGGAGAGCUCUGGAGCGGAGAUGCCCUCAACGGAGCAGGGAUCUGGUGCUGAGACGCCUUCUACUGAGCAGGGCUCCGGUGCCGAAACCCCUUCCGCUGAGACCCCGUCGACUGGCGGUGGUGGCUGGACCCCGCCUGCUACGGGCGGUGGCUGCGCUGCCAAGGGCGCCCGCAAGUUCCGCCACUAA
Molecule: messenger RNA, 768 nt
Organism: Phytophthora sojae
Lineage: Eukaryota; Oomycota; Peronosporomycetes; Peronosporales; Peronosporaceae
Exons: 1
Coding region: 1-768 (255 amino acids)
Source: RefSeq, a predicted model, not a curated record